AUGGCGACUGUGCUGCGACCUGCAUUGCGGUACUCACCAUUACCGCUGCCAGAUGCUGUGCAGGCAGAUCAGGGAGGCGAUGCUGGAUUGGACUAUGUCGCUGCUCUCCUCCAGACUAUAGUUCAAGCCACACGCGUCCCUGUGGCAUCGUCAUUCAGCGAGCAAGCGACGGGGUCUUUAGGAGGCAAACCAAAUGAGCAACUCCAUCUUGUGCAUUUGCCCAUUGAAGGCUCAUCUCAUGCGAAAGUAGCCGAGAUUCAGAAGCUUGUUGAUAAACUAGCUCGUCGUCUGUGGGCUGAAGAAGAUACACAUGCCGUCGAUAAGCGCGCAGGACCCACUUUUCCUAUGCGCGGGAUCCCUGAGCCAGUAUCUCGUCUUACUGCUGAGCGUGUGGAUCCUGUGCUGCGCAGUCCUCAUAUUGCACCGAUCCUCGCAGCUGUAGCACCUACGGGCAUGGAUCCUAAUGAAAUGCUCGAUUAUGCAUCGGCAGAAAGCGGUCUCAGCGCUGCAGAAGAACUUCAUCUCUUACGCGCACAAGUGCGCGAUAUUGCGCGUGUAUGCAAAGCUGUCGCUCUUGGCGACUUGACACAGCACAUUAUGGUGCCUGUUCAAGGCCCUGUCAUGGUGGAAUUGAAAGACAUCAUUAAUCAAAUGGUUGACCGACUCGGCAACUUUGCGAGCGAGGUGACGCGUGUUUCGCUGGAAGUGGGUACGCAAGGCAAACUCGGUGGUCAAGCGUAUGUUCCUGGCGUCGAGGGCACGUGGAAAGAACUGAAGGACGUUGUGAACCGUCUCGCUGAGAACUUAACGAAUCAGGUCCGCGGUGUGGCACUUGUAACUAAGGCUGUCGCUCGCGGAGAUUUGUCAAAGAAAAUAGAUGUACAGGCGGGUGGCGAGAUCCUCGAGCUGAAAGUCACAAUCAACGUCAUGGUUGACCAGCUUCGCCAUUUUGCGAAUGAAGUGACACGUGUGUCGCGUGAAGUCGGCUCACAAGGCCAGCUGGGUGGCCAGGCGAAUGUACCAGGUGUCAAGGGUGUGUGGAAAGAGCUCACCGAUAACGUCAACCGCAUGUGUUUGAAUCUCACUGAGCAAGUGCGGUCGAUAGGUAUGGUCACCACCGCUGUUGCGCGAGGCGAUCUCACGAAAACGAUUGAGAUUGUUGCCGAAGGUGAAAUGGCUCAGCUUAAGGAUACGGUUAACAGCAUGGUGGCACAACUGCGUGUAUUUGCCAGCGAAGUCGUGCGCAUGUCGCUUGAGGUCGGGACGUAUGGCCGGCUUGGUGGCCAGGCGCAUGUCCCGAAUGUCGAAGGCAUUUGGAAAGACCUGACGAUGAGUGUGAAUAAAAUGGCUGACAACCUCACGUCACAGGUGAGAGAAAUUGCGCGUGUCACGAAAUGUGUCGCAGAGGGCGUGUUGACGGAGUUCAUUACCGUCGACGUCAAGGGAGAGAUUCUCGAGCUUAAGGACACUGUAAAUAACAUGGUGCGGCAGCUGCGGACGCUCUCGGAUGAAAUCAUCCGCGUAUCGGUCGAGGUCGGUACCGAGGGUCGCCUCGGUGGCCAGGCAAAUGUCGAAGACGUCAAGGGUCAGUGGCAAGUGCUGACGGAGCGUGUCAAUAUGAUGGCAUCGAAUUUGACGACGCAAGUUCGCUCUAUUGCCACAGUCAACACAGCUGUAGCUCGCGGCGACUUAUCAAAAACUAUCAACGUCGAGGUGCGUGGUGAGUUCCUUGAUCUCAAGCACACGGUCAACAACAUGGUCGAAAGUCUGCGCACGUUUUCGACAGAAGUCACACGUGUCGCUACGGAAGUUGGCACAGAAGGCAAAUUGGGUGGACGUGCAAACGUGCUGGGUGUCGAUGGCACGUGGAAAGACCUGACAAACUCAGUCAACACGAUGGCAGCGAAUCUGACGUUGCAGGUUCGCACAAUUGCUCAUGCCACGACUGCUGUUGCUCGUGGCGACCUGACGCAGAAAGUGACGAUUUCCGUGAGUGGCGAGAUCCUCGAUCUCGUCAACACCAUCAACAAUAUGAUUGAUCAGCUGUCGUUCUUUGCUUCAGAAGUCACACGAGUCGCCCGCGAAGUAGGCACAGAAGGCAAGCUCGGUGUCCAAGCACAGAAAAAGGACAUUGAAGGCACGUGGGGCGAAAUCACCGACAACGUCAACAUCAUGGCCAACAACCUCACGUCCCAAGUGCGUGCAUUUGCGCAGAUCACCGCCGCAGCGACAGAUGGCGACUUUUCUCGAUUCGUUACCGUAGAAGCGAGCGGUGAGAUGGACUCCCUCAAAACAAAAAUCAACCAGAUGGUCUACAGUCUGCGAGACAGCAUCCAGAAAAAUACAGCAGCUCGUGAAGCUGCCGAGCUAGCAAACCGGUCCAAGUCGGAGUUCCUCGCGAACAUGUCGCACGAAAUCCGCACGCCAAUGAAUGGGAUUAUUGGCAUGACGUCCCUCACGCUCGAGACAGAGUUGUCGCGCACGCAACGCGAAAAUUUGGUCACUGUAUCAACGCUCGCUAGCAACUUGCUUGCUAUCAUUGAUGACAUCCUGGACAUUUCAAAGAUUGAGGCCGGCCGCAUGAACAUUGAAGAGAUUCCCUUCAGUUUACGCGGCAUCGUAUUCAGCGUUCUCAAGACUCUCAGUGUGCGAGCCGCUCAGAAGAAGCUCAACCUUGUGUACGAAGUUGCGCCAAACGUGCCUGAUCCACUCAUUGGUGACGCUUUGCGUCUCAAGCAGAUCAUCACCAAUCUCAUUGGCAAUGCCGUCAAAUUUACUGAGAGCGGCGGCAUUGUUGCACUGCGUUGCAAGCUCAAUAGUGCGCCAGGUGCACCCGAGACUGUGCUAGAGUUUUGCGCGUCGGAUUCAGGAAUCGGCAUCAAACAGGAUAAACUUGACAUGAUCUUUGACACGUUUUGCCAGGCGGACGGCUCGACGACGCGCAAGUAUGGAGGAACUGGUCUCGGUCUCUCAAUUUCUCGUCGGCUUGUGAAUCUGAUGGGUGGUGAUAUGUGGGUCCGCAGCCACUUUGGCAAGGGCUCCGACUUUUUCUUUACGAUGGUAGUGAAGUGCGACAAGUUCACUCCCGAGCAGCUAACCGAACGAAUGCGGCCCUACAAGGGUCGUCGCGUCCUCUUUUUGGAUACGCUGCAUGAUCAAACUGGCGUUACAGACAUGCUUGUUCUCUUGGGCCUAACGCCGAUCGUACUUCACUCGAUUCGCGAAGCGUUGGACCAAAGUUCGUCGUUUUCCCGCAUCGAUGCCAUCGUCACAGACUCUCUCGUUGUUGUCGCUCAGUUGCGCAAUGUUGAGCAGCUUCGCUACAUUCCUAUUAAUUUGGUGACGCCGUCUGUGUUGUCGCUGAAUCUUACGUAUUGUCUCGAUUAUGGAAUUUCAUCUUACAUCAAUACGCCGCUUGGCCUAGAGGAUCUAUACUAUGCGCUGCUUCCGUCCCUGGAAAGCAGUGCAGCUGCGCCAAGUGAAGGUGGCAACAACUCCAGCUACCACAUUUUGUUGGCUGAGGACAACUUAGUCAACCAGAAACUAGCUUGCAAGAUCCUUCAGAACCAGGGCCAUAAGGUCGAUGUGGUCGACAAUGGUGAACAGGCUGUUCAAGCGACAGAGCAAUGCAAGUACGAUGUCAUUCUGAUGGACGUGAGCAUGCCCGUGAUGGGUGGAAUCGAGGCGACAAUGGCGAUCCGCGACCGUGAAGAUUCUCAGAACUUGGAGCACAUUCCCAUCGUCGCAUUGACAGCGCACGCGAUGCUAGGCGACAAGGAAAAGUGUCUACAAGCAGGCAUGAAUGCCUAUGUGAGCAAGCCGAUUCGACGUGUGGAACUGGUCUCGACACUCAAUCAAAUCCUCAGUCAAAAGUCUGAGCCGCCCAGUAACGAUAGUGGCGAACAAAACAACAACGCCACCAAUUUGUUGAGUCAUCCCCAUGACGCUCCGUCAGAAGAGAAUUUUGACAAGAAUCCAAGCGCUCAUACAGACACUGUAUAA
This is a messenger RNA of Malassezia globosa CBS 7966, 4002 nucleotides long. RefSeq lists its product as uncharacterized. Gene Ontology annotation, biological process: phosphorylation; phosphorelay signal transduction system; cellular hyperosmotic response. The transcript has a single exon. Gene Ontology annotation, molecular function: phosphorelay sensor kinase activity. Gene Ontology annotation, cellular component: membrane. Lineage: Eukaryota; Fungi; Basidiomycota; Malasseziomycetes; Malasseziales; Malasseziaceae. The coding region runs from base 1 to 4002 and encodes 1333 amino acids. The record is from RefSeq and is a predicted model, not a curated record.